UAAAUAUGAUUUAGUUGACUUGCAGCAGGUUCAGUGCAUUGCGCUAGCUCGUCAUCUGCGGUUGUUGGUGUAACGUUACGUGCAGGACUGUUUUAACGUUACUUCCUCGGCGCAGGGAGGCGUAGAACCACCAGUAUGAACCAGAACUAGCGUAGAGCAAAGGCAGCAGGGGAGGAAAAAAAAAGCUGGCUCCUUGUGGCAGCAGAGCUUUGAACAUCGGGCUAGUGAGACGGUAAAAGAAAAAACUGGAACGCAACCACGGAUUUCUUGUGGGACAAACGUACAGGCCUCGCUGCUAAAACGAUGCCUCACACUAGACGGUACACGUCUUCAGACAGAGACAGUAGAAGCAGCUACCAAGAUCGUUACAGAGAAAGAGGGCGAAGACACCGGCACAGAAGAUCACCUUCUUACUCCUCCAGCAGUGACAGAGACCGAGACAGAAGGGGACGGGGACAAAGACAAGAAGGAAGCUUUGUGCGCUCAAGGAGUCGUAGCUAUGACAAUCGCUCUACGGAGAACCGGCCAUUUGACCGAAGAUACGAGGGAUACAGGCGCUUGGAUCAGAGCCGAGAUAAAGACCGCGACAGAGAAAGGGAGCCACAUGGAGCAGCUGAAAGUUACUAUCCACGCGACUUCUCCCCAAUCAUGUAUGACUACCGACGUGGACGCGAGAGGGGUCGUGAACGGGAAGAGUCGUACCGGCGGAAAGGCAGCAGGCGUAAGCACAAACGAAGGCGGCGUAGAACCAGGUCCUAUAGCCCAUCCUCCUCGCGGAGUGACAGCCGGACGAGGGCACUGAGUGUGAGGGACGACGAGGAAGGGCACCUGAUCUGUCGGAGUGGGGACGUCCUACAAGAGAGAUAUGAGAUUGUCAGCACUUUGGGGGAAGGCACUUUUGGGAGGGUGAUGCAGUGCAUAGACCAUCGCAGGGGAGGAGCCCAUGUUGCUCUGAAGAUUAUCAAAAAUGUGGAGAAGUACAAGGAAGCAGCUCGCCUGGAGAUAAAUGUACUAGAGAAGAUCAAUGAAAAGGACCCUGAUAACAAAUUCCUCUGUGUACAGAUGUAUGACUGGUUCGACUACCACGGUCACAUGUGUAUCUCCUUUGAGCUGCUAGCUCUCAGCACCUUUGACUUUCUAAAGGAAAACAACUACCUGCCCUACUCAAUUGGUCAGGUCAGACAUAUGGCCUACCAAAUCUGUCUUUCUGUGAAGUAUCUUCAUGACAGUAAACUGACACACACAGACCUGAAGCCUGAAAACAUUUUAUUUGUCAACUCCGACUUCACAAUGUCGUUCAAUGUAGAGAAGAAGCGAGAAGAGCGGACGGUUAAGAGCACGGCAGUACGUGUGGUGGACUUUGGCAGUGCCACUUUUGACCACGAGCACCACAGCACCAUUGUGUCCACGCGGCAUUACCGUGCUCCCGAGGUCAUACUAGAGCUGGGCUGGAGCCAUCCCUGUGACGUUUGGAGCAUUGGCUGUAUCCUGUUUGAGUACUACCUGGGCUUCACCUUGUUUCAGACUCAUGACAACAGGGAGCAUUUGGCAAUGAUGGAGAGAAUCCUGGGACCAGUGCCCUCUAGGAUGAUUCGUAAAACGAGGAAGCAGAAGUAUUUCUAUCGUGGCCGUCUGGACUGGGACGAAAGCUCCUCAGCGGGGAAAUACGUCAGAGAAAACUGCAAACCGUUGCGGCGGUACUUGCUUUCAGAGGCGGAGGAGCACCACCAGCUGUUUGACCUUAUUGAAAGCAUGUUGGAGUAUGAGCCCUCAAAGAGACUUGUUCUGGCUGACUCCCUCAAACACCCGUUCUUUGAGAAUGGAGCAAUUAGCGAGGCAGGGAGCAGCAAAAACUGGGAGGGCAACCGCGACAUCAGCCGGUGACCUAUGAGCCUCCAAAGACUUAAUGACAGAGAAGAUCAAGUCUUUUUAUAUGUGGAGCAGGUGAACUGUUAAAUUAAUCGGGGCUUUGGAUGUUUUCUGUCGUUUGUCAAAGCAUGGACACCUUAACUUCUUGCUUCUCCAUCCUACCCCUCUGACGUCCAUCUCUGCAGCCACAGGAGGCAUGGUUUUGCAGCGGAGACCAAAAUACCCACAAAAGACAGGAAAAGAGUUGGAAAGAGUUAUUUUCUAGCUACCACAGCAGUAGUGGACAAACAUCGUAAAUGUAAGAUUGAUUGUUCCCAAAGUAGCCCUCUAUGCAGCUCCUGUCUUCCUUUUGACCUCUGAACUACCUGCUUCCUUUCCAUCCGUCCGUCAAUUUUUUUCAUCAGCAUGUAAUAAAAUGAAAACCCCUUUUUAUAAGGAAAUAAGCACUACAAAAACAGGUUACACAAAUACUCCGUGUUAGAGAAGAAAUGUCUUCCAAUUCUGAAGUCGAGGAAAGGGGAAAAAAGGAGAUAAAGCUGUAUAUGCAGCACAAGUCCUCACCCGCAUAAUUCUAAACAUGGAGACAUGCAAGAUAUUCUAUUAUGUUCACACCAAAUCAUUCACAUUGAAUAUCAUAUUUCUUUAGUAAUUGUAAGAAUCUCCAGCAGUUUCAAGUUUUUGUUAAGUGAGCACUUGUGUUGCAUAUAAUUUUUCAUGUUUCUUUUUUUUUUUUU
Messenger RNA from Etheostoma cragini (Arkansas darter), 2603 nucleotides. RefSeq names its product CDC-like kinase 2a (gene clk2a). Lineage: Eukaryota; Metazoa; Chordata; Actinopteri; Perciformes; Percidae. Gene Ontology annotation, molecular function: protein tyrosine kinase activity; ATP binding. Gene Ontology annotation, biological process: regulation of RNA splicing; protein phosphorylation. Gene Ontology annotation, cellular component: nucleus. The transcript is spliced from 13 exons. The record is from RefSeq and is a predicted model, not a curated record. The coding region runs from base 304 to 1884 and encodes 526 amino acids.